Eupeodes corollae is the source of this 756-nucleotide messenger RNA. RefSeq lists its product as uncharacterized. Bases 138 to 488 code for a protein of 116 amino acids. The record is from RefSeq and is a predicted model, not a curated record. The transcript has 3 exons. NCBI's taxonomy places the organism in Eukaryota, Metazoa, Arthropoda, Insecta, Diptera, Syrphidae.
GACUAUGCGGAAAAAUUGUGUAACAUUUAUGACACUUGACAUUGGAGAUUCUUUCUUUUUUUCUCACAUGUUUAUGUAUUUUGUGUUGUGAUUUAUGUAGUUGAUCAAAAUAAAAGAAAUUUAAAUAAGAAAUAAAAAUGAAAAAGUGUUCAAUUCUAGGAUGCAUUUCGCAUCAAUUGAACAGAUAUAUGUCUUUGUUUUUCCUGGUUCGUAAAGGCGUAGUCAGAGAAGAAUGGAGACUUGCUAUUGAAUCUCUAAAUGGUCAGGUGAUAGAUUCAAGUCGACCGCUACAGAAAUUUUUCAUCUGCGAUCUUCACUUCGAUAAAAAAUUUAUUAAAACGCUUGGGACUAACAAACGUCUCACAGAGGAUGCUGUUCCAACUCUUUUCCCUAACAUGCAUAACAUGAUGGAACAAAUAAAAGAAGAAGUUCAAGACGAUCAGGUAGAUAACUUUGAAGAAGCUUGUUGCAGGAUGGAACAAAUAUAAUAUAAUUCAGUUUUCAUUACAAAUUCUACAUAAUUUUUUACUUUUAGGAUUGAACCACCAAUCGAUGAAGUUCAAGAUCAUCCAACUGAUGACUUGGCAGAAGCACCCAUCAAAAACGAACAAACUGGAAAUAACUUCGAUGAAAGGUACUUUUUAUAUCAGGAAACUCUUCAUUUGAUUUUGUUUGUAUUUAUUUAUUUAUAAAAAAUAAUUUUCAAAAUAAAUUUGUAAAUUAUUUAAAAAGAAGGCAAGACCAUUGGAUGCCGUU